Messenger RNA from Gossypium arboreum, 2417 nucleotides. RefSeq names its product probable rhamnogalacturonate lyase B. Lineage: Eukaryota; Viridiplantae; Streptophyta; Magnoliopsida; Malvales; Malvaceae. The transcript is spliced from 14 exons. Gene Ontology annotation, molecular function: catalytic activity; carbohydrate binding. Gene Ontology annotation, biological process: carbohydrate metabolic process. The record is from RefSeq and is a predicted model, not a curated record. Bases 237 to 2171 code for a protein of 644 amino acids.
UUUAAUGCACCAAACUAACAGUGACGACAAAGUAAAGUCACGUUCACGAAAUAUAUAAUCAUAUGUGAGAAGAAGCUAAAAAGGAAAUGUAAUGUUGCAGUUGGUCAAUCAACUCUUCACAUGUCUACAUUCUCUCCAUAUCGUAUUGUCACGGGUUCGACAAAACUUUUUCUUCUUCUCUUUUGUUGUACCCAUAAUUUCACCCAUUAUCCAGCGUUGCAGUAGAGGGCUUCAAAAUGCCAUCUCAGGGAGUGAAGUUAUAUGUCCAAGAUAAACAUGUGGUCUUGGAUAAUGGUAUACUGCAGGUCACAAUAUCUAAUCCAGAUGGCAUUGUCACUGCUAUUCAAUAUAAUGGCAUUGACAAUUUGCUUGCUGUUGAAAACCAGGAAGCUGAUAGAGGGUAUUGGGACCUCGUCUGGAAUCUAGCAGGAAGCAAAGGAACAAAGGGUAAAUUUGACAGGAUUGAAGCAACGAGUUUUGAAGUAAUAGUGGAAAAUGAGGAUCAGGUGGAGCUUUCAUUUACUAGAACAUGGAAUCCUUCCCUUGAAGGCAAAGUCGUUCCCUUGAACAUCGAGAAGAGGUUUAUAAUGCUUCGUAAUUCCUCAGGAUUCUACACCUAUGCAAUUUACGAGCACUUGAAGGAAUGGCCUGCUUUCAACCUUGACAGGUUCAGGGUUGCAUUCAAGUUGAGGAAAGACAAGUUUCAUUACAUGGCAAUGGCAGACAACAGACAAAGAUACAUGCCCUUGCCUGAUGACCGUUUACCUUACAGAAGCCAAACCUUGGCUUAUCCAGAGGCUGUCCUACUGGUUGAUCCAAUGGAAACUGAGUUUAGAGGAGAGGUUGAUGACAAGUACCAGUAUUCAUGCGAGAACAAGGACAACAGGGUCCAUGGAUGGAUUUGCAAUGACCCGCCGGUGGGGUUCUGGCAAAUAACUCCUAGUGAUGAGUUUCGAUCUGCCGGGCCUCACAAGCAAAACCUUACCUCUCACGUCGGCCCGACCACCCUUGCCGUUAUGCACAGUGUUCAUUAUUCAGGAGAGGAUUUGAUAUUGAAAUUUGGAAGUAAUGAGGCUUGGAAGAAAGUCUUUGGCCCCAUUUUUAUUUAUCUUAAUUCUUUGUCGGAUGCUGGAGGUAACCCACUUUCACUUUGGGAAGAUGCUAAACAACAGAUGAGAAUUGAAGUUCAAGACUGGCCCUAUACUUUCCCUGCUUCUCAAGACUUUCCACAAUCCCAUCAAAGGGGCAAUGUCAGUGGUAGAUUACUAGUGAAAGACAGAUAUGUUUGCAAAGACUACAUACCUGCCAAUGGUGCCUAUGUGGGGUUAGCACCCCCUGGAGAUGUUGGAUCUUGGCAGAGUGAAGUCAAGGGCUAUCAAUUCUGGACUAGAGCUGAUGAAGAUGGCUAUUUCUGCAUUAACAAUAUUUGGACCGGUGACUAUAAUCUAUAUGCAUGGGUUCCUGGUUUCAUUGGUGAUUAUAAAUAUGAUGUUAUCAUCACCCCUAGCGCAGGGUAUGAUAUAUUCAUGGGUGAUCUUGUAUAUGAACCGCCAAGAGAUGGCCCUACAUUGUGGGAAAUUGGAGUCCCGGAUCGCACUGCUGCAGAAUUCUACGUUCCUGAUCCGAGUCCGAUGUUUGUCAACAGGUUAUAUGUUAACCAUCCUGACAGAUUUAGGCAGUAUGGGUUAUGGGAAAGAUAUGCAGAUUUAUAUCCUGAUAGAGAUUUGGUUUACACAGUUGGGGUUAGUGACUAUACAAAAGACUGGUUUUUUGCUCAGGUCACCAGAAAGAAUGAUGACAACACAUAUCAAGGAACUACAUGGCAAAUCAAAUUCAAACUAGAUUGUGCUGCAAAUGAAACCGAAACAUACAAACUACGAUUGGCAUUGGCUACUGCACAUGCUGCUGAACUUCAGGUAAGGGUCAAUGAUGAUGGAAAGUCUCCUCUAUUUUCAAGUGGACAAAUUGGUAAAGACAACACAAUAGCCAGACAUGGUAUCCAUGGGCUUUACCGGCUUUACCAUGUCGGUAUUCCGGGGAAUCUGCUUCUUGAAGGAGAUAACACCAUAUUUCUAACUCAACCGAAAAGCACCAGCCCUUUCCAAGGAAUUAUGUAUGACUAUAUUCGAUUAGAAGGCCCUGCAUCUUCUAAUGGAAACAAGAAACCUUAAAAUAUUUCAGAUCUCCACAAAAUUGAAGCUAGAAACAGGUUUGAACAAGUUUCUGUCAAAGAAGCAUAUCCUGUUUCAUAUUGAUUAAACCGUAUCUCUGUAGUUGAUUUAUGUACAACAUCAAAAUCCCAUGGAUUCAACAAAAUGGAGACUAGGAGAACUCUUGAGGGGAAUACCCAUAUAUUUGGAUUUGGAUUUCAAUAAUUAUGUAAAUGAUAAGAAUAAAAUGCAUAUAUUACAGUCAAA